Oryza sativa Japonica Group (Japanese rice) is the source of this 6240-nucleotide messenger RNA. NCBI's taxonomy places the organism in Eukaryota, Viridiplantae, Streptophyta, Magnoliopsida, Poales, Poaceae. The record is from RefSeq and is a predicted model, not a curated record.
AUGGCGGCGCCCGGCGGCGCCAGGAGGCCCGACUUCUCCUCCGCGGCCUCGCCCUCUCCCUCGCCGGCGGGGGCAGCCGGGAGGAGGCUGCUCCGCACCCAGACCGUCGGCAACUUGGGCGAGUCCAUCUUCGACAGUGAGGUCGUCCCCUCCUCGCUCGUCGAGAUCGCCCCCAUCCUCCGUGUCGCCAACGAGGUCGAGGCCACCAACCCACGCGUCGCCUACCUAUGCCGUUUCUAUGCUUUCGAGAAGGCUCAUCGCCUCGACCCCACCUCCAAUGGCCGUGGUGUUCGUCAAUUCAAAACCGCGCUUCUGCAGAGGCUUGAAAGGGAAAAUGAUCCAACAUUGAAGGGAAGGGUUCACCAGAGUGACGCUCGAGAGAUGCAACGUUUCUACCGUGAAUACUACAAGAAGUACAUCCAGGCACUUCAAAAUGCUGCCGACAAGGCUGACCGUGCUCUGCUCACUAAGGCAUACCAAACUGCUGCUGUCUUGUUCGAGGUCUUGAAAGCCGUCAAUGUUUCCCAAUCUGUUGAAGUCGAUCAAGCGAUUCUGGAUACACACAACAAAGUUGAGGAAAAGAAAAAGCUCUAUGUUCCUUACAAUAUUCUGCCACUCGAUCCUGAGAGUACUUAUCAACCUAUUAUGCAAUAUCCAGAGAUUCAAGCAGCUGUUAAUGCGCUAAGGAAUAUUAGAGGCCUGCCGUGGCCCAAGGAACAUGAAAAGAAGCCUGAUGAAAAGAAGACUGGCAAAGACCUUCUUGAUUGGCUUCAGGCCAUGUUUGGGUUUCAGAAAGAUAAUGUGUCCAACCAAAGAGAACAUCUAAUACUGUUACUUGCAAAUGUGCACAUAAGGCAGUCUCCUAAGACUGAGCAACAAGCAAAGUUGGACGACAGAGCUCUAGAUGCUGUAAUGAAGAAGCUAUUUAAGAAUUAUAAGAAGUGGUGCAAGUACCUUGGCCGCAAAAGCAGUUUAUGGUUGCCAACUAUCCAGCAGGAAGUUCAGCAGCGUAAGCUUCUCUACAUGGGUCUCUAUUUGCUAAUUUGGGGUGAGGCGGCUAACUUGAGGUUCAUGCCAGAGUGUCUUUGCUACAUCUACCAUCAUAUGGCUUUUGAACUCUAUGGCAUGUUGGCUGGAAACGUGAGUCCAAUGACUGGUGAAAAUGUUAAACCAGCGUAUGGUGGUGAUGAAGAGGCCUUCCUGAUGAAAGUAGUGACUCCAAUUUACAAAGUUAUAGAGAAGGAAGCUGAACGGAGCAAGACCAUAAAGUCAAAACACUCACAUUGGAGGAACUAUGAUGAUUUAAAUGAGUAUUUUUGGUCAGUGGAUUGUUUUCGGCUAGGAUGGCCUAUGAGAGCAGAUGCUGAUUUUUUCAAAACUCCUGAAGAUGCUUACCCUAGUCGUCUUAAUGGAGAGAACAGAUCCGCAGGUAAUGUCCAUUGGAUGGGAAAGAUUAAUUUUGUCGAGAUCCGUUCAUUCUGGCACAUAUUUCGUAGUUUCGACAGAAUGUGGAUCUUCUUGAUAUUAUCCUUACAGGCCAUGAUUAUUAUUGCCUGGAAUGGUGGCACACCAAGUGAUAUAUUCGACGUUGGAGUAUUUAAGCAGGUUUUGAGCAUAUUUAUAACGGCUGCAGUUUUGAAGUUAGGGCAAGCAAUUCUGGACAUUGUAUUUGGCUGGAAAGCAAGAAGAAGCAUGUCAUUUGCAGUCAAGCUGCGAUAUGUCUUGAAGUUAAUUUCAUCAUCUGCAUGGGUUGUGAUUUUGCCUGUGACUUAUGCAUAUACCUGGGACAGUCCUACAGGUCUUGCAAGAAUAAUUAAAAGUUGGCUUGGCAAUGGUCAGAAUCAGCCAUCACUGUAUAUUUUGGCUGUUGUGAUAUAUUUGGCACCAAACAUGCUUGCUGCUAUGCUGUUUCUUUUCCCGUUCCUCAGAAGGUUUCUUGAGAGUUCAAAUGUUAAGGUCAUAACAUUCAUCAUGUGGUGGUCUCAGCCUCGACUAUUUGUUGGCAGAGGAAUGCAUGAAGGCGCAUUUUCCCUCUUCAAGUAUACCAUGUUCUGGGUCCUCCUUUUAGCAAUGAAAUUGACAGUAAGCUUCUAUAUAGAGAUCAAGCCUCUGGUACAGCCAACCAAAGAUAUAAUGAAAGAGCCGAUCCGGGAUUUCCAGUGGCAUGAAUUUUUCCCUCGUGCUAACAAUAACAUUGGUGUUGUUAUUGCGCUGUGGGCUCCAAUAAUUCUUGUCUACUUCAUGGACACCCAAAUUUGGUAUGCACUUUUCUCUACAUUGAUCGGUGGUAUCUAUGGGGCUUAUCGUCGUCUUGGUGAGAUACGGACAUUAGGAAUGUUGAGAUCUCGUUUUGAAUCUCUGCCUGAGGCCUUCAAUGAGCACUUGAUUCCUUCUGAUUCACACAAGAGUAAAGGUUUGCGUGCUGCCUUUACUGGUAAACCUUCUAAGACUUCUGGUGAUGAGCAAGAGAAAGAGAAAAUAGCCGCAAGAUUUGCUCAAAUGUGGAACCUAAUUAUCACAAGUUUCCGUGAGGAAGAUCUUAUAGAUAACAGGGAGAUGGACUUGCUACUUGUCCCAUACUGUAAAGACCGUGAAUUGAAUAUAUUCCAGUGGCCACCUUUCCUACUUGCUAGCAAGAUUCCAAUAGCAUUGGAUAUGGCGGCAGACAGUGGAGGAAAAGAUCGUGAUCUGAAGAAGAGAAUGGGAUCAGAUCCGUAUUUUUCCUAUGCUAUCAGAGAGUGCUAUGGUUCAUUCAAAAACAUCAUCAAUACUUUAGUGUUUGGUCAACGUGAGAAAAUAGUAAUACAGCAGAUUUUUACAAUUGUUGAUGAACACAUAGAAGGGGGAAGUCUAAUAAAGGAUUUGAACAUGAGGAGCCUUCCUGCCCUGAGCAAGAAGUUCAUUGAACUACUUGAAUUACUGCAAAAGAAUAAGGAAGAAGACUUGGGCCAAGUUGUCAUUUUAUUCCAAGAUAUGCUUGAGGUGGUCACAAGGGAUAUAAUGGAUGAGCAAGACCAGCUAGGCGGACUAUUGGAUUCUGUACAUGGUGGAAAUAGAAAACACGAAGGAAUGACUUCACUUGAUCAACAAGAUCAGUUGUUCACUAAAGCUAUUAGGUUCCCCGUGGAGGAAUCAAAUGCAUGGACGGAAAAGAUAAAGAGGCUUCACCUUCUUCUCACUGUGAAAGAGUCUGCUAUGGAUGUCCCUACGAACCUUGAUGCUAGGAGACGGAUAUCGUUCUUUGCAAAUUCUCUUUUUAUGGAGAUGCCUAAUGCUCCAAAAGUGCGGCAUAUGUUGCCCUUCUCUGUCUUGACUCCUUAUUACAAGGAAGAUGUUCUUUUCUCCUCUCAUAAUCUGGAAGAGCCAAAUGAGGAUGGGGUUUCCAUACUUUUCUACUUACAAAAAAUCUACCCAGAUGAAUGGAAAAAUUUCCUUGAUAGGGUGGACCGCAAGAGCGAGGAGGAGCUCCGUGAGGAUGAAACAUUGGAAGAGGAGCUUCGCCUUUGGGCAUCAUAUAGGGGACAGACAUUGACAAGAACUGUGAGAGGAAUGAUGUACUACCGAAAAGCGUUGGAGCUUCAGGCUUUCCUUGACAUGGCCAAAGAUGAUGAUCUUAUGGAAGGUUACAGAGCAACUGAACUGAUGUCUGAGGACUCGCAAUUGAUGACUCAAUGCAAAGCUAUAGCUGACAUGAAAUUUACAUAUGUUGUCUCGUGCCAGCAAUAUGGAAUCCAGAAACGUUCUGGUGAAGCCUGUGCGCAUGAUAUUUUGAGGCUAAUGACAGUAUAUCCAUCACUUCGAGUUGCUUAUAUUGAUGAGGUUGAAGCACCUAGCCAAGAUAGAAACAAGAAGACUGACAAAGUUUACUACUCAGCAUUGGUGAAAGCUUCCGUUACAAAACCUAAUGAACCAGGACAAAGUCUUGAUCAGGUCAUAUACAAGAUAAAACUUCCAGGUAAUGCUAUUUUAGGUGAAGGAAAACCAGAAAAUCAGAAUCAUGCAAUUAUUUUUACUCGUGGUGAAUGCCUCCAAACUAUAGAUAUGAAUCAGGAGCAUUAUAUGGAGGAGGCUUUGAAAAUGAGAAAUCUGCUGGAUGAGUUUCUGAAGAAACAUGAUGGUGUGAGAUAUCCAUCAAUACUUGGAGUAAGAGAGCAUAUAUUUACUGGCAGUGUUUCAUCCCUUGCAUGGUUCAUGUCAAAUCAGGAGACCAGUUUUGUGACUAUUGGACAGCGUGUGCUUGCCAACCCCCUGAGGGUUCGAUUCCACUAUGGCCAUCCUGAUAUCUUUGAUCGUCUUUUCCACCUCACAAGGGGUGGUGUAAGUAAAGCAUCCAAAAUUAUCAAUCUUAGUGAAGAUAUAUUUGCCGGUUUCAAUUCAACAUUGCGUGAAGGCAAUGUCACUCAUCAUGAGUACAUGCAAGUUGGCAAGGGAAGAGAUGUGGGUCUCAACCAAAUUGCUCUGUUUGAGGCAAAGAUAGCAAAUGGUAAUGGUGAACAAACACUGAGCCGUGACAUUUAUCGACUAGGGCACCGGUUUGAUUUCUUCAGAAUGCUGUCAUGCUAUUACACAACAAUUGGCUUCUACUUUAGUACAAUGAUUACAGUAUGGACUGUAUAUGUUUUCCUCUAUGGGCGCUUAUAUCUUGUCCUCAGUGGACUGGACCAAGCACUAGCCACUGGAAAGAAGUUUGUGCAUAAUGCACCCCUCCAAGUUGCUCUUGCAUCAGAGUCUUUUGUUCAACUUGGAUUUUUGAUGGCGUUGCCCAUGAUGAUGGAAAUUGGUCUGGAGAGGGGAUUCAGAACAGCACUAAGCGACUUUGUACUUAUGCAACUUCAGUUGGCAUCUGUUUUCUUUACAUUUUCACUUGGGACCAAAACUCAUUAUUACGGAAGGACAUUACUCCACGGAGGAGCUGAAUAUAGAGCCACUGGGCGUGGAUUUGUGGUGUUUCAUGCCAAGUUUGCUGACAACUACCGACUUUAUUCUCGCAGCCAUUUUGUCAAGGGUAUUGAGCUGAUGAUUUUGCUGGUUGUGUAUGAAAUCUUUGGGCAAUCAUACAGAGGGGCUAUCACAUACAUUUUCAUCACUGUUUCCAUGUGGUUUAUGGUGGGCACCUGGCUCUUUGCACCAUUCCUAUUCAAUCCUUCUGGAUUUGAGUGGCAGAAGAUUGUGGAUGACUGGACUGAUUGGAAUAAGUGGAUCAGCAACCGUGGAGGUAUUGGAGUAGCACCAACAAAAAGUUGGGAAUCAUGGUGGGAAAAAGAGCAGGAGCCUCUUCGAUACUCUGGAAAGCGUGGUACUAUUCUUGAAAUUCUGCUCGCGUUGCGCUUCUUUGUCUACCAAUAUGGGCUUGUGUAUCAUUUGAAUAUAACCAAGCAUACUCGCAGUGUACUGGUUUAUUGCUUUUCAUGGGUUGUGAUUUUCGUAAUUUUACUUGUCAUGAAGACUGUUUCAGUCGGUAGGAGGAGGUUCAGUGCGGAGUUCCAGCUUGUCUUCCGGUUGAUCAAGGGCCUUAUAUUCAUAACAUUUGUCGCCAUUGUUGUGAUAUUAAUUGCCAUCCCUCACAUGACAGUUCUUGAUAUCUUCGUUUGCAUCCUUGCUUUCAUGCCAACUGGAUGGGGCUUGCUUCUGAUUGCGCAAGCCAUCAAACCUGCUGUCCAGGCUAUUGGGCUUUGGGGAUCAAUCAAGGCUCUUGCCCGGGGCUAUGAGAUCCUAAUGGGACUCCUGUUAUUCACACCCAUAGCGUUCCUUGCUUGGUUUCCUUUCGUGUCCGAGUUCCAGACCAGGAUGCUCUUCAACCAGGCCUUCAGCAGAGGUCUGCAGAUCUCCCGUAUCCUUGGCGGGCACAAGAAAGACCGAUCAACCCGGAACAAGGAGUAGACUGAGCGGCGAGGGCUCCCCCCAAACCAAUUGUUGUAGUAGUAUGCAUUAUCCUAGUAGGAGUAUCCGCCCCCAGUUUUGCGUGUGCUCUGAUUGUCACCAGAUUCAGAGACCGGGGGAGGCGUACGCUAAGCUAGCGUAUCAGCAUGUUUCAGUGUAUCUGCAGAUUCACAACAUUCGCACCUCUCCAUUAUGUAAAUCUCUAUCGCUCAUUAGCAAAUCGGAGCAUCUAAUUUAGAGAUGUCUUCUGGGUUAGUAGUAAUAUAUCUGGUGAACAGAGUUGAUUGAAUGUUUGUGGGAGCAAAUCAUGUUUUAAAGAUCCUGCUCUUGCAUCUCUUAAGGCAUCAGAGCAGUUUUUGA